Porites evermanni is the source of this 3489-nucleotide messenger RNA. The record is from the annotation of a GenBank genome assembly. Lineage: Eukaryota; Metazoa; Cnidaria; Anthozoa; Scleractinia; Poritidae.
CGCCUUGUCAAUGUUAUGUUUUACGACGUUUUACAUGAUUUUCAGUGGAAAUUCCUAAUCCACAUGACUAAAGAACGGGUUGUAAUCGUUCCCGGAAAUGGUAGGGGCGAUGUUGAACAUAGCAACUGGUAUGGAUGGCUUAAAAACAAACUUUUGGAGGUAAGCUUGCCUGAAGAAUUUGGAUUACAAACUUAUGUUUUUAUUCGUUAAUAAACUACUAGAAGCUAAAGGACUAACUGUUGCUCUUUUGUUCCUAGAAAAACAUUGACUGUCUGCUGAGGAAUAUGCCUGAUCCAGGUAAUUGGUCAGUGAAAUAAACAGAGAAGGGGAAUUCCCCACGCAGACCAACUCUUCCCCAUUAUUAAAAAGGGUAUAGGGUAUUAUAUUAGUGUGCGCAACAUGCAGCCGCAGAAAAUGAGGGCCUCGGCACUUAAGGCCCAUUGAAAUCAAUUUCCAAUCUUCCUAGAUGCACUACUAAGGUUACAAAUGGCAUUUUUUUAAAUUCUGAGUAAUUAUGCGCCAGUAAAGCUUGACACUUUACGGUCCAGGAAAUUCCAAUAGACCUUAUAAGCUUUUUUUACCCCAAUUCAGACCAUAUGAUGUUCUCCACGGAAUUUGCCUUUUGUCUUUUCAUAAAUUAUACAUACAUAUGCACAUGCUUAAGAUGACAUCUGAAAGAAACAGUUCUCUAGGUGUAUCAUCAUGUGGUCUGAAAUGAGAAAACAAAACAUACAAGCUUAAAAGGUCUGUUGUGCACAUCUUUGUUCCUUUGGCUUUUAUCAGGGUGCCACUCCCUGCGCUGGGGCCUUUGUCAUCAAAGGUCUGCCCAGAGGUGAGGCAUUUGUUUUUUAUAUAUAUAUUUUCACUGUUCUCUUAAAAAGAAAAAUAUAUGAUACACAUAGUAUAAACAGUACAUAUAUAUUACAGGUUAAAUUUGAUUUCGGGUUUAAACUUUUUAACCUAGGUUAAUUGUCAAUGAGGCCUAGGAGACAAAGGAAGUUAGAAUCAAUCUAGGUAAAAUCAAAAUUAACCUGAAAUCAAAAUUAACCUGUAAUAUGUAUAGGUAAUAGCAUGAUUUGUAGUGAUAUUUGGCAUAAAUACCACGAGUGAUAUUUCGAAAUUAGUAUACGUAAUUUCACGAGCCGUUAGGCGAGUGAAAUUUGAAACAAUUUUCAAAUAUCACUAGUGCUAUUUAUGCCAAAUAUCACGUACAAAUCAUGCUAUUAUUUGUUUAUACUACUACCUUCAGAAGGUUUGUAAUUUUCACAUGUAGGUAUUUGAAAUUAAGCUGAAAUACCACUGCUCUAAGCCAAUCAAAUUGCAGAAAUUUCUCAUGUAGUAGUAUAAAUACAUUAAUAUGGUAUGGGGAAAGGGGGUUGUGCCCUAAGGGGGUACUUUGGAUUUCAAGUGACAGGGAUGAUCAAAUGGGGGCAAAAAUCAAAACCCCAAAAAAGCCUUAGGGCUUCCAACAAAACCGCCAAAAAUCCCUGGACCAAAAAGUAACCCCAAAAAAUAUCAUGCCGAAUUUCCAAGCCUUAAAAAUUUCCAGAAUGUAUUAAAUGAUAUAUCACGAAAAAUAAAAACAUUAGACAUUGAAUGUUUCUUCGUAUUGUUUUGAAUACCUAAAAAAUCCCAACUUAAAUCAAGCCACCCCAAAAAAUACUUGCCAAAUUUUCUUACCUAAAAAAAUUCCUGGAAUCAAAAAUUUCACACCCAAAAGAUCCUUUGAUCAUCCCCGUCACUUGAAAUCUGGACUACCCGUCCCCCUCUGCCCAAACCCGAACCACCAACCGUCCCCCCCCCCUUGCUGGAGGUUGUGCAUGCUUAGAAUUGACAGAACCAUUAUCAUAAAACAGUGUUGGCUCGUGAAGAAAUAUGGAUUCCAUUCAUGGAAAAACAGCUUAAUUGUGAUGAGCACACAGUGAUUGUUGGGCAUAGCUCUGGAGCUCAAGCUGCACUGAGGUAAAACAUAAGUUGUGUAGGGAGCAAAUGCAAGUCCCUCAAAAAUAUUCCUUGACACAGUGAUGGUUAUUGUUCUGAUCAUUAGGAAGCUACAACUUUUGCUGUGCAUGGUUAAAAGUUAGUCGUUGUAAAUUUUCCAGGUAUGCAGAGAAGCAUUCUGUCCUUGGAUUGAUCCUGGUGUCGCCUUGUGUCACUGAUUUGGAUGAUCCUAAUGAGAAAGCUAGUGGUGAGAAAAUAUCGUAGAAACUCUAUUGUCUUCAUUAACCCUUUAAGUCCCAAUAGUGACUAAGAUCAAUUUUCUCCUAACAAUAUCCAUACAUUGUCAACAGAUAAGUUAUGAGAAUUAUUAAAAUGAUCACUCAAGUAAAAAUGCCAUGAUCUUUUAUCAAAUUCUCUCGACUCAUUCUUAAAGGAAAUGUAUGGAGAUCAGUUUGGAGAAUUUGUAUGUGGAUACUGGGGCUUAACGGGUUAAGCUGUAGAUCUUGUCGGGGUAUAAUGAUACUCUUCAGGCUGUUGGAGUGAAUUCAAGGAACAUGGCUUUGAAGCAGCCACAGGGCAGAAUGUAAAAUUGUGGCAAAUGUCAUGAAGUCAGAUUGAAACUGUGUCAGUGAAAUUAUAGACACAAAAACAAUAUUGAAAUACAUACAGGAAAGCAGGGUGCAAAGAAAGGGAGUUUUAGAGCUUCCUAUUCACACAAGCUGUAGCUAGCAUGUACUAUAAGCCAUUGGGCACUACUUUUUUGCAUGCUUGAACAUGGCAUCCUCUUUAUCAUGACAAUUAAAGAAGUUUGACGUGAAAACCCCCCUUAAAUGAAUUCCUAUAAUGACACAAAGUUCAUAUCCUGAAGACAUUACAAUGUUGCCCAGUCAAAAUUUAUUAAUGACUUUUGUCUUUUUUGUCACAAAUUUUCAGGGUAUUAUAAUCGUCCCUGGGAAUGGGAACAAAUAAAACAAAACACUCAAUGGAUUGUCCAGUUUGGAUCAACAGAUGAUCCAUUUAUUCCCUUCAGUGAACAGGAACAAGUUGCUAAAGGAACAGCUUCGGAGUUCCACAAGUUUUCUGACAAAGGACACUUUCAGUCUUUGGCAUUUUCUGACCUGAUGAAUAUAUUAAUAAGCAAGUUAAAGCAAGAGUGUAGUGAAUGACAAUCAGCAUAUUCUUGGAGCUUUUAAAAUACAUUUUCCAGUGAUAUAUAGAGUCAAAAGACUGGUAAAUGGAAACUAAGUAGCUCUUCUGCAAGCUUCCCUAAAACUGGGACAAAGUUUGGGAGAAACGACUUAAUAUACGAUGAAAUCUUUCAGUAUAAAUAACCUCUGAUAAAACUAUUGAUUGGAUGCUCAGAACUGCAUUUCAGUCAAUGUGACCUGCAACCAGCACUUGGCUCACACUCUUCUUACAGGCUGAUCAAGUUCGCUGGAAUAAUACUAAACCAAGACCAAGAAAACUGGGCUGUGCAUGAACUUUUAAUCAAGUUUGUUUCUUCCCAUGAUUUGAAUUAGUUAAAAGUGGGUUCACAGCAUGUUCUGU